Molecule: messenger RNA, 5527 nt
Organism: Odocoileus virginianus texanus
Lineage: Eukaryota; Metazoa; Chordata; Mammalia; Artiodactyla; Cervidae
Source: RefSeq, a predicted model, not a curated record
GUGACGUACAUGGGCCGCCGGAGGUGUCGUUGGUGCGUUGCGCGACUGGGCCUGAGCGUGGAGUGGGGCCUGCGCCCGGAAAGACAACGCUAUGUCGAUCGAAAUCGAGUCCUCAGAUGUGAUCCGGCUCAUUAUGCAGUACCUCAAGGAGAACAGUCUACAUCGGGCGCUAGCCACCUUGCAGGAAGAGACGACUGUGUCUCUGAAUACAGUGGACAGCAUUGAGAGUUUUGUGGCUGACAUUAAUAGUGGCCAUUGGGAUACUGUUUUACAGGCUAUACAGUCUCUGAAAUUGCCAGACAAAACCCUCAUUGACCUCUAUGAACAGGUUGUUUUGGAAUUGAUAGAGCUCCGAGAAUUGGGUGCCGCCAGAUCUCUUCUGAGACAGACUGACCCCAUGAUCAUGUUAAAACAAACACAGCCAGAGCGGUAUAUUCAUCUGGAAAACCUCUUAGCCAGGUCUUAUUUCGAUCCUCGAGAGGCAUACCCCGAUGGCAGUAGCAAAGAGAAGAGAAGAGCAGCCAUUGCCCAGGCCUUAGCUGGGGAAGUCAGCGUGGUGCCUCCAUCUCGUCUCAUGGCUUUGCUGGGUCAGGCAUUGAAGUGGCAGCAGCACCAAGGAUUGCUUCCUCCUGGCAUGACCAUAGAUCUGUUCAGAGGCAAAGCAGCUGUCAAAGAUGUUGAAGAAGAAAAGUUUCCUACACAGCUGAGCAGGCAUAUUAAGUUUGGUCAGAAAUCACAUGUGGAGUGUGCUCGAUUUUCUCCAGAUGGUCAAUAUCUGGUUACUGGGUCUGUUGAUGGAUUCAUUGAAGUAUGGAACUUUACAACUGGAAAAAUCAGAAAGGAUCUUAAGUACCAGGCGCAGGAUAACUUUAUGAUGAUGGAUGAUGCUGUUCUCUGUAUGUGCUUCAGCAGAGAUACAGAAAUGUUAGCAACUGGUGCCCAAGAUGGAAAAAUCAAGGUAUGGAAGAUUCAGAGUGGGCAGUGUUUAAGGAGAUUUGAAAGGGCUCACAGCAAAGGUGUCACCUGUCUAAGCUUCUCGAAGGACAGCAGUCAGAUCCUUAGUGCCUCUUUUGACCAGACAAUUAGAAUUCAUGGUUUAAAAUCUGGAAAAACCCUGAAGGAAUUCCGUGGCCACUCCUCCUUUGUCAAUGAAGCGACCUUCACACAGGACGGACAUUAUAUUAUCAGUGCAUCCUCUGAUGGCACUGUAAAGGUUAAGUAUUUGCUACUGAUGUAUUUUGGGUUAUCUAUUACAUUUUUUCUAUUUUGCCCUUUGAGGAGUUUUCACUGGGAUAUUGGGUGCCUUUUGGCAUUGGCAAGUCGAUAUAAACCCGACAAAGCUCCCCAUUUUGGAGCAGCCUUCAGUCAUUACGAGAUUGUCAGAAGCUUCAGCUCCGGUAAGAGAGAAGGUGGUGACUUUGUGUGCUGUGCCCUCUCCCCCCGUGGCGAAUGGAUCUACUGUGUAGGGGAGGACUUUGUGCUCUACUGCUUCAGCACCGUCACUGGCAAGCUGGAGAGAACGCUGACAGUUCACGAGAAGGAUGUGAUUGGUAUUGCACAUCACCCUCAUCAGAACCUGAUUGCUACUUACAGUGAAGACGGAUUGCUAAAGCUUUGGAAACCCUAAUUCAGCUUUUCUUUUUAAACUAGUUUGAGAGCAUGUACUUAAAAUGAAGACAUACUCACGUGUUGCUUUUUUUUUUUUAAGGCCAGCUUUUCUAAACAGAUUGUCUGAAUUAGGCACAAGAAUAAUUUUGUGAAAAUUCAUGUUUAAGUAGCAGUUACCUUUUUUUAUAUAUUUUCAAGGUAUUCACUCUAACUGGGGCAGUCACUUAAUGCUGUCAAUCUUUUAUGCGGAGAGCAUAUCCUUUGAUUAUUCAAAACGCUUUGAUUGAAAUGGGCUUCUCGCAGUAAAACUUGUAAAUAAGGAACUAUCCCAAAUUCACUAGCUGUCUUAUUGUCCCACCUUUUUUUUUUUUAAGAUGUUAAUAAACUUUACACCUUUCUGGAGGCUUUGUUUUUAAAUGUAAAGAAAUGCCCGGUACAUGAAAAGGGUGGGACACUACACUAUUAUCCCUGAAGUCGGUUUCCCACAGGAUGUCAUUUCACUGCCCUCCCCAGGGCAUUCAUUUUUUCUUAACUAAUUGCAGGAUCCACUAUGAGAAUUCAGUUGUCAUAUCGCCUUUGUAUGCAGAGGAGGGUUUUUGCAUUGAAAAUGUGCUGCUGUUAAUGAAAAAAAAAUUAGAAAAGAGAUUUACAAAACAAAAACUCAGCAAUAUUUUGCAUGUGGGUCUUUUCUGUUUCAGCCGAUGUAUGUGGAAUGCCUAUGUUGAUGUGUGAAGAUACUGUGCUGGGUACCAUUUUCAAGAAAGUGAGCUUAUUUAUGGAGGCCUUUUAUGCCCCUUAAUUUUGCCAAUUAGUAGGUACAGGUGAGGAGAAUUUUGCAGUCUUGAAAACCUUUGUCACUUGAAAUACAGCCUUAUCUGUAUUAAACAUGAGCAAUGCCUAGCAGCAUGUAAAAAUGUUGGCUGAAUAAUUCUUUGGCUGAAAAGAUGGCUGAAAUCCAUCUUUCCCAGUUACACUCCCCAAAUUUGGUCUUUUUACCACAAAACGUGAACUUUUCCCCAGAAUGUCAUUUGGUGUCAUUUUGCGAGUUGAACCAUAGCCAUGCGUCUACAUGACUGUAGCCUGCCAUUCCUCUCAGUGAAGAGCAGCUUUCACUCAAAAGAAGUUUAAGGUGGAGAGAAAAGAGCUCCUGCAACCAUUCCUUACAAAAACCAAGAAACCAGUUUGAUUUAGCCCAUGACCUCAUGAACUGGCAGUUGAGAGGCAUUCUUUGUGCCAAGGCUCAUAGCAAGAAUCUAGUCAGCACCGGUACACUUAUUUCUUCUAGGAAUUUUUAGCAAACAUCUCUUCUGCUCUUGCAUCUAAUGCUCAGGAUGCUUAAAAAGACCAAUUUCUGUCACAGGAUAGGGGAAAAGCAGCAAGUUAACAGGAUUAGUGGUUGAUGAGAGGAAAUCCGGAGUUGUUUUGAUGAUUGGGGAAGCAUUAUCCAGACCUAAUGGCUUAGGAAAAGUUUUCUGCAGUUGACUGUGCAAAGGACCAUCAAGAGCUCAAGGUCAAGGGCUUUGGUGAUCUUAGGGGGGGCCUUUCCAGGCCCUGCAGUGUGCCACCGGUGCAAGGUACGUGCUGCACAGAUCUAAGGUCCAGGGAGACCAGGUGGGGAGGACUAGAAACAGGCCAGUAAGUAUAUUUUCUUAAGGAAGUUAAUGCACAAAACUGGGGAGGAAAAAUCUGCCUUCCCCGUUUUUUCUUCCAGUCCCUUCUUCCUGGUCAUCUCCUCCAGUACGGAAGGCAGGGGGAGCCCUGGGGAGAGGCAGAGGUGGUGGAGGACUUGGGUUGGGCCUGGCUGAGCAGUGUGGGAACAAGGGCUCCUGGGCCCUUGCUUGCACCAACCCCCCAACCCACCACCCCCAACCUGGGUUCCUAGAGAGCUACUACAGCCCAUGUAUUUCACACUCCUCUCUAGCACUGGGAACUCAAAAUGCACAUAUGCCUGCUCAGUCAUGCCCAACUCUCUGGGACCCCAUGAACUGGGUCCCUCAAGGCUCCGUCAUGGGAUUUUCCAGUCAGGAAUAUUGGCGCACGUUACCAUCUCUUGUUCUGGGGAUCUUCCUGUCCCAGGGAUUGAACCUGCAUCUCUUGGGUGUCCUGCAUUGGCUGGUUAUCACUGCACUAGCUGGGAAGCCAGAAACUCAAAAUAUAUGGCAUUCAAGUCAACCCCUGCCCCCCAAAAAGUUAACUUUAUGAGUUGUUCCAUCUCCCACUCAAUUGUUGCAGUAAUGACUCUGUAAAACAUUUAAUGACCUAGUAUUUCACAGCAGUUGUUUGAGUCUUAGGUAUAAUUCAGUGUUCUGUUAACUAAUUAUUUUUCAACUUGUAUUUCUACCACUAUUUCCUGAGUCCUUCCUACGUGAGCAGUGUUGUUUCUCAGAACUGCUUUAUGAGCACCAGCCUAUUCUGAGUCCCAUGAUACAAGUGAAGAAACAGGUUGCCAAAGGUUUUACACCUACUCCUAGAGCUCACACACAUUUUCUUCCAUCUUAAGGUUUGGAUAGAGGCAGAGAAUCCAUGGGUGUUUCUCCACAUUUGGUUGACUUAUCUGAACACAGGCGGUGAGAGGAGUAGAAAGAGCAUCCAAAUACAGCAGUGGGGUUCAGCAAGCAUGUGCAAACUUGAGAACCAGUAAGUAGACCAGGGGUCCUUUUCAACAUCUUUAAGGCAGGUGUUUCAAUGCUUGUUCUGUUGGUCUUUGAAGGUGGCCGAGAUAAUCAAGUGAAGUGAUACUGUUGGAAAAGCAACAUUACUGCUGUACUUUGCUCAAACAUGUUUUACUCACUGUGCCUUUAGAACCUAUGCUUCCUUUCCCCACAUUAUUUCAAAACAGGAAACUACCAGUAUGUCUUAAGGUAUGAAGCUCCCUCAGUUUGGAACAGACUUGCUAUAGCAGGGGCUGCCAUUCUUUGACUCUCCACACAGCAAUUCUAACAAUGGUAUUACUGUUCUAGUGAUUUAAUGUAACUAUAUCCCCAUGGUGGUGGUGUAUGGCCUUGGCUGUAUAUAACCAUCCUGGUUGCUUAGGCUACUCAUAGCUCAACUGUACCAAAAUACCUGAGACACAUCAUGUUUUAAAGAUUCCAAGGUAACUUGUGGCCAAGGUUGAGAGCCAGCAUUAUACACCUGACGAAAUCUAACGCUAACUUCACAAGAUUUGUCACCAUGUUCCAUCUACUAAGACCCUCAUGGGACCUAAAAUUAGCUUUUUAUUCCCUGCAAGUAUGAAUGGACAGGGGAGCAUCAUUAAGGAGGCAUUAGGGCUGGGGCCAGGGAGCUACACUUCUGUGAAUGCACUAUUUCUUUGAUGACCUUGGCUGGAGUUAAAAAAAACUAACUUUUGGUGUUUGUUUUUACAGACUACAAACCUGUCAGUUUCUGCCUCUCCAGGUUAUUACUAUUUUCUUCUAGUGAUGUCUAAAGUUUUUUUAUUGUGGUCAAACAAAAGUAAAAGCUUACUCAACCGUCUUUGAGUAUGUAUAAUUCAGCAGCACUAACCUUAUUAACUGUUGUGCAACCAUCAUUGUUUUCAAACUAAGUCUCCAUCCCUCCCAGCCCUUGGUAAUCUGUGCGCGAUGAAUCUGCCUAGAUAGUUCAUACAAAUGUAAGGCCUUUCUGUCACAAAGACAUACAUAACACAUUUUGUUCAUUCACCUGUUAAAACACCGGCAUCAGGGUCUUUUCCAAUGAGUCGGUUCUUUGCAUCAGAUGGCCCAAGUAUUGAGAGCUUCAGCAUCUGUCCCUCUAAUAGAAUGUUCAGGACUGAUGCUGAAGCACCAAUAAGGUACACGGUUCUCAUAUUUCUUCCUAUUCUCACUUGUUUCCAUUUUGGUUACUAGGUACAAAGUGGUAUAUUUCACUGAAUUUUCAUUUUAUUUCCCUCAUGACUAAUAAAUAUUAAUUAAAGCCUCAU